CGAAGACGGCAGCCUGGAGACGAGACAGAAAGUGAGCCUCUAAGUUAUAGAGAGAGGGAAGCUGCUAGAAAGAGGGCUAGGAGAGAAAAUGAGACUGCUGAAGAGCGACAAAGAAGACUUCAGCGGGAGGCUGAGCAAAGAAGGAGAAGGCGUGCACAAGAGUCGCAAGAGCAGAGAGAUGCUCGACUUUCUGGAGUCGCGGAAAGGGCUAGAAUCCGCAGGCAUCUAGAAACCGAAGAUGAACGAGGAGCACAGGGAAGCGCGCCUGGCAUACUUGCUGAACGCGCACGAAUUCGAAGGGAAUUGGAGGAUGAUGAACAUAGGCAGGCGCGCCUAGCAAGACUUGCUGAGAUCGUUAGAACUGAAAGGGAAGCGGAGGAUGAUGAACAUAGGCAGGCGCGCCUAAUAAGACUUGCUGAGAGCGCUCGAAUUCGAAGGGAAAGAGAGGAUGAGGGACAUAGAGAAGCGCGACUGGCGGGACUAGCUGAGGGAGCUCGAAUACGGCGAGAACUCGAAGAUGAGGAGCAAAGAGAAGAGCGUCUAUCAAGGGACGCCGAUAGAGCUCGGAUUCGGAGACGUUUGGAGGACGGCGCUGAUAGACGAGCACGUCUGGCUGAAGACGCUGCGAGAGCUCGAGCUCGACGACGCUCAGAAGACGAGGAGCGAAGGACCACUCGAUUGACGCAGGAAGCGGAGAGAUCAAGAAACAGGAGGCAGCAAGAAAAUGAAGAAAAUCGAGAAUUACGAAGAACGGUGGAUGCAAUAAGAGCAAGACAACGUAGGGAGCAAGAACAUCAGGAGCAGCGACAACAGCGCAACCUUGCCUCAGCGCAGCGGGAGCAAACUCGGAGGAGUCGAGAAACACUGGCGGAAACUCAAGAAAGACGACGUGUUGAAGCGGGACGCUAUCAC
Molecule: messenger RNA, 912 nt
Organism: Cooperia oncophora
Lineage: Eukaryota; Metazoa; Nematoda; Chromadorea; Rhabditida; Trichostrongylidae
Source: the annotation of a GenBank genome assembly